AUGCUGGACAUGUACAGAUUACUUUGGAUCGUUUUUAUAAUACUGUGGAUCCUAAACGAUUCCACCGCGGUGGCACUGGUGGUUAGCUCGGCACGAGCCUCAGCGGCUAGCGGUGGCGGAACACUCACCUACAGCCGGGAGGAUCUACUCCAACUCCGAUCAUCUGUCCUCUGCAAGGUAGGACCGGGGGAUCCUAUACCACCGGAGCUACGCCCGAGAAAAAGGGGAAAACCGGGGGGUGUGCGGACCAGACUAAGGAAGCGCCGCUUCAGACCCCAUCUCCCUUCCAUUAUCCUGGCGAAUGUUCGCUCUUUAAAGCCAAAGAUGGACGUACUGCACGCCAGAUGUCGGCUGACAAGAGCCUUCAAGGAGGCAUGCAUCAUCGCCCUGACGGAGACCUGGCUAAACGAGACCACCUCGGACUCCGAAGUCAAUCUGGACGGAUUCACCAUCAUCCGAGCCGACAGGACAGGUCAGUCAGGCAAGGACAGCGGCGGGGGGGGUGUGCGUGUUUAUAAACAACAGGUGGUGUAACAACAUCAAAAUCCACAACACAGUCUGCACACCUAACAUGGAAAUGUUAACACUGUCACUUUGGCCUUUUUAUCUCCCCUGUGAGUUCCCCACUGUGGUUAUUGGGUGUGUUUACAUCCAUCCCAAAGCCAAUAACAGAGUGGCAGCAGAAGAGGUAGCCGACGCGGCUAACUCCCUGUUAGCUAAAUACCCCGGAGCCCCGGUGCUCUUUAUGGGGGACUACAACAACUGCAGACUCGAGGGGGUACUGCCCUCUUUUCAACAGUACGUGGAUGUUCCCACCAGGAACGAACGCACCUUGGACUUGUGUUAUGGAAACAUUGACGAUGCCUUCACUGUGAGGGCUCAUCCUCCGCUCGGUGGUUCUGGAGUCAGCUCCGAUCAUAACAUUGUGUUCCUGCUUCCGCACUACAAGCCGGAACUGAAGCGCUCCAGACCACAAUCACACUGCGCCCCUCAAUGGUCGGAGGACGCUAUUGCGCAGCUGCAGGGUUCACUAGCCUGUACGGACUGGGACGUCUUUCAAGGCGACCUAGAUGAGAGGGUCUCUGUGAUCACUGACUACAUCAAAUUCUGUGUCUCUACUACCAUACCCACAUAG
Messenger RNA from Xyrichtys novacula (pearly razorfish), 1135 nucleotides. Lineage: Eukaryota; Metazoa; Chordata; Actinopteri; Labriformes; Labridae. The record is from the annotation of a GenBank genome assembly.